Rhinolophus ferrumequinum (greater horseshoe bat) is the source of this 3244-nucleotide messenger RNA. RefSeq names its product protein phosphatase 2 regulatory subunit B'alpha (gene PPP2R5A). Bases 737 to 2197 code for a protein of 486 amino acids. Gene Ontology annotation, molecular function: protein phosphatase activator activity. Gene Ontology annotation, cellular component: protein phosphatase type 2A complex; nucleus; cytosol. The record is from RefSeq and is a predicted model, not a curated record. Gene Ontology annotation, biological process: signal transduction; protein dephosphorylation. Lineage: Eukaryota; Metazoa; Chordata; Mammalia; Chiroptera; Rhinolophidae. The transcript has 13 exons.
CACACACACUCCCCCCACCCCUUGCGCGUCUCCACCACCUUCUCAAGUUGUAGCGGACGCUCGCUGGGGGUUCUCCGUGGGCGGCGGAAGGGCGCGUGGGGGAGGGGGCUAGGACGGCUCCGCGCUGCGAGGAGCGCGCGCGCGUAUGUGUGUGUGUGUGUGCGUGCCCAGAGCCCGGGCGGCGGGUCACCGCCCUGGGAGAUGAGGGGCUGGCGCUGACAGGGAAGAGCGGGCGCCGUGGCGGUGGCAGCGGCUCGGAGGGGACCCGCGAUGGCAGCGCCUCUGGAGGAGGCUCCAUGCAGGGCGGGCUGCGCUGGUAGCGGCCACUGAGGUGCUGGCCGGCCGGCUGGCUGGCAACCUGGGCUGAAGGAACGAGAGGCGCGCUCGACGUCCGCACCCCUGCGCCCUCGCCUCAGUUGUCUAAACUUCAGGCUCCCUUCCACCGCCCUUGGCGCCCGGAGUCAACAACUUCUUCACCCCCCUCCGCCCCCGCCCUUGCCUCCGGGAGCCCGCCGCGCAGCGGGGACCAGGAACCUCCGGUACUGAGAUGCGACCGUGAGGCGUUGGCGGGCAGCGAGGAGAAGCUCGGCGGCGCCCGGGAGCAGAAGGGCGGUGUGGCCGGGGGGACGGGGCGGAGGGGCGCGAGCGCUCCGCGCCUCUCCCCCGCAUCCUCCUUCUGCCGCCGCCCGUUCCGUGCAAGCAGCAGCCGGAGCUGCCAAGCGCCAGGGCUGCGGAGAUGUCGUCGUCGUCGCCGCCGGCGGGGACUGCCAGCGCCGCCAUCUCGGCCUCGGAGAAAGUGGACGGCUUCACCCGGAAAUCGGUGCGCAAGGCGCAGAGGCAGAAGCGCUCCCAGGGCUCGUCGCAGUUCCGCAGCCAGGGCAGCCAGGCGGAGCUGCACCCCUUGCCCCAGCUCAAAGAUGCCACUUCAAAUGAACAACAAGAGCUCUUCUGUCAGAAAUUGCAGCAGUGUUGUGUACUGUUUGAUUUCAUGGACUCUGUUUCAGACUUGAAGAGCAAAGAAAUUAAAAGAGCAACACUGAACGAACUGGUUGAGUAUGUUUCAACUAAUCGUGGUGUGAUUGUUGAAUCAGCGUAUUCUGAUAUAGUAAAAAUGAUCAGUGCUAACAUCUUCCGUACUCUUCCUCCAAGUGAUAAUCCCGAUUUUGAUCCAGAAGAGGAUGAACCCACGCUUGAGGCCUCGUGGCCUCACAUACAAUUGGUGUAUGAAUUCUUCUUAAGAUUUUUGGAGAGCCCUGAUUUCCAGCCUAGUAUUGCAAAGCGAUACAUUGAUCAGAAAUUUGUACAACAGCUCCUGGAGCUUUUUGAUAGUGAAGAUCCCAGAGAACGUGACUUUCUGAAGACUGUUCUGCACCGAAUUUAUGGGAAAUUUCUUGGAUUAAGAGCAUUCAUCAGAAAACAAAUUAACAACAUUUUCCUCAGGUUUAUAUAUGAAACAGAACAUUUCAAUGGUGUUGCUGAGCUCCUUGAAAUACUAGGAAGUAUUAUCAAUGGCUUUGCAUUGCCACUGAAAGCAGAACAUAAACAAUUUCUAAUGAAGGUUCUUAUUCCUAUGCAUACUGCAAAAGGAUUAGCUUUGUUUCAUGCUCAGCUAGCCUACUGUGUUGUACAGUUCCUGGAGAAAGAUACAACACUAACAGAACCAGUAAUCAGAGGAUUGCUAAAAUUUUGGCCAAAAACAUGCAGUCAGAAAGAGGUGAUGUUUUUAGGAGAAAUUGAAGAAAUCUUAGAUGUCAUUGAACCAACUCAGUUCAAAAAAAUUGAAGAGCCCCUUUUUAAGCAGAUAUCCAAGUGUGUAUCCAGUUCUCAUUUUCAGGUUGCAGAAAGGGCAUUGUACUUCUGGAAUAAUGAAUAUAUUCUUAGUUUGAUUGAGGAGAAUAUUGAUAAAAUUCUGCCAAUUAUGUUUGGUAGUUUAUACAAAAUCUCCAAAGAACACUGGAAUCCGACCAUUAUAGCACUGGUCUACAAUGUACUGAAAACCCUAAUGGAAAUGAACGGCAAGCUUUUCGAUGACCUUACUAGCUCAUACAAAGCUGAAAGACAAAGAGAGAAAAAGAAGGAAUUGGAACGUGAAGAAUUAUGGAAAAAAUUAGAGGAGCUAAAGCUAAAGAAAGCUCUAGAAAAGCAGAACAGUGCUUACAACAUGCACAGUAUUCUAAGCAAUACAAGUGAUGAAUAAAGAAAAGCCUGCCACCUCUGUUGGAGAGGCAGUUUUGUACACUUUUUUGAAAUAUGUAAAAAUUGUGAAACCUCAUCAGUAUAAUUAAAAGGCCAAUUUUUUUCUGGCAACUAUAAAUGAAAAAAUAUAUGGACUAAACAUAGCCCUGUGCUAUUCCAUGGCCACAGUAUAUUGUAACCUUUGUCUAAUCAUUGAUUUAUUGUGUCACUUCUGAAGUUUCACAGAAAUGAAUGAACUUUAUCAUCUAUAAUAUGAGUGAUAUAAUUAUGGGAGUGGUUAAGAAUUAUGACUUGAAUUCUUUUUUUUGAUUGUGUUGCACAUAGAUAUAGUCUGCUCUGUAUAUUUUUCCCUUUUAUAAUGUGCUUUUCACAUUGCUGCAGACCUUAGUUACAUCCUAGGAAAGAGAGUAUUUCCUGAAAUAAAACUAAGGUAUAAUCCUUUCCCUUUCCUGUCUCUCCCAGAAAUAGGAUGGAGGGAAUCACCUACCCUAAGCCUUCCUUCAUUAGAGGUAUUACUGCUCUGGAAUUUGAGCAAAAACUUAAAUCUCCAGGCUUUUUAAAGCACAAAAUAUAAAUAAAAGCUGGGAAAGUAAACCAAAUUUUCAUGACUGUCCCCCUUCCCCUGCAAGUCCCCAGAGUGGAGGCAGCGCCGGUGACCACUCAGCCUGCCUCAGCCAUUCCUCCGCUUCCUCGGGAAGCAGCCCUUCCAGGCGCACACCCUGCCCUCCCUCCUGUCCCUCCUGACCCUGGGAUGGAGGCUUCGAGCCUUUGAGCCCCGCGAGCGAGCACUGUGGUGACGCAGGGUGCUCACUGUCACUGCCUGGCUUUAUUUAAAGGAAAUGCAGUAGGCUUCCUCUGUAGAGUUCUGAGAAAAUUGACUAUAGAGAAGUCUUGUAUGUUUUUACUUGGUCAAGUAUUUCUCACAUCUUUUGUUAUCAGAGUACCAUUCCAAGCUCUUAACUUGCAGUUGUGUGGAGAACUGUUUUGUAAUAGAAGAUCUUCACUGGGGGAUUGAGCAGCAUUUAAUAAAGUCUAUGUUUGUAUUUUG